UUUCUCUCUCUCUCCAUCUUAUUUGGCCAGGUGCCUCCCUCGUUCACUCAUGUCUUUUCUUCUUUCUUUAUUUUCUCUCCUUGCUUUCCUUGCUGCAGUCUACUCAGCCCCUGCUCAGCUCUCUUACGACCAACUCGCACCAAGGCAGGCCCCUGCAACCCCGGAUUUUCUUAAACAAAAUGGGCUUGAUGCCCAGAAACUCAACUCCCAGUUCGCUUCCAUGAAGCCAACAGAUUCAUGUCAAGACGAUCAGAUGGCCUGUGUCACCUCAGCUUUUGCCCAAUGUAUUGGUGGAAAAUGGGCGUUAUCUACAUGCAGCUCAGGUCUCGCCUGCUAUGCCCUUCCCCUCGUAAACAAGCCUGGUACCAGCCUUGUUUGUGACACUCCUACGGAUGCCGCAGCCCGUUUCGCUGCCACUGGCGUCGACGGUGGUGUAACAGGCGCGGUGCCUCCGGCUCAAGGCAACAACAGCACGUCUGCUCCCACUCCUUCUGGAGGAGAUGACUCUGUUGACGAUGAUUGUGAUGAGGACACCCCUAGCACUGAUGACGGGGACGGGGACGAUUGCGACGAGGGAAAUCAUAGCACUGGCGCCUCGCAGAUUCCUGACGACCAGUGUGAGGACGAUAACACUACGUCCAGUGUACCCCUUGCAACUCCCCGGACCGUCAAAUCAGCCGGCCAGUCUCGUACUCUUACAAGUGCGUCCUCCACCCCGACAGUUGCAAAUCAGGCGAACGCACCAGCUCCCACUACCAUAUAUCUUACUUCACAAUCGUCUGCUUCCACAACUCCAUCUGUCAUUUUGCUCAACCGCCGCCAAGCUCCCAGCACUUUGCCUACUCCGUCCUCUGCGACAACAACCGCCCUGACGAGCUCCAUACCCAUAUCGACCUCUUCCAGCAGUGCUGCCAUUGUAACGCCAACAGUUGUAAUUGGUACAGAUGGGAUUGUUACCGUAACUGUCGUUUCCACCGUCUUUGUUUCUGCCUCCUGCGGUCUUCCUUCAGUCUCUGCAACCCUUUCUUCAUCUCCUAGCGCCAUUAGGGUUUCUUCAGCCGUCCCCCCCGCUGUCACUUUGACGUCUCCCGCAAUCACGUCCUCAUCAGCUCCCUCCGUGUCGACAACUGCCACUCCUUCCGCCACUGGCGUCAUUAACCUCUCUGUCCCUCCAGCCGCAAGCGAGACUUCCGUCAACGGCAACGCAGGUGGUGGACUGACUUUCAUCAGCCAGGUGGCCACCCCCCCUGCCGUACCUUCCCCGACGGGCUCAUUCAACCUAUCGGAGCUGUUGACUGCUACAGUGGCUUCCUCGUAACGAUCUGAGCCAUGAACAGUAAUGAACACAGACCGGAUAAUAUUUUCCCAUACUUUCAUGUAGCCAUUAGGAUUAUCAUUACAAUGUAAUAUUAUUGCACAAGUUAUUAUCGUUUUCGUUG
Molecule: messenger RNA, 1439 nt
Organism: Laccaria bicolor S238N-H82
Lineage: Eukaryota; Fungi; Basidiomycota; Agaricomycetes; Agaricales; Hydnangiaceae
Product: carbohydrate-binding module family 19 protein
Exons: 2
Coding region: 50-1318 (422 amino acids)
Source: RefSeq, a predicted model, not a curated record